Molecule: messenger RNA, 723 nt
Organism: Ostreococcus lucimarinus CCE9901
Lineage: Eukaryota; Viridiplantae; Chlorophyta; Mamiellophyceae; Mamiellales; Bathycoccaceae
Exons: 3
Biological process (GO): proteolysis
Molecular function (GO): metallocarboxypeptidase activity; zinc ion binding
Source: RefSeq, a predicted model, not a curated record
UUUGGAUUCAUCGGGAACAUGCACGGAGACGAGCCCGUGGGGCGAGAGAUCGCGAUGGAGGUGGGGCGAUGGGUGUGCGAACGCGCGACGACGACGCGCGAGACGACGAGCGAGGCGGAGACGCGCGAGCGGGCGCUGGCGAAACGAUUGGUGAACGAGGCGACGCUGUUCGUGGUGCCGACGGUGAAUCCCGAUGGGUUCGCGGCGAAAACGCGCGGGAACGCGCGUGGGGUGGAUUUGAAUAGAAACUUUCCGUACACGCGAUUUUCGCUGCCGAAAUCGUUGAGCGGACGGGCGAGCGCCACGGCGCUCAUCAUGCGAUGGAGCGAAAAGUGGGCGAUGAAUGGGGCGCUGAAUUAUCACGAAGGCGCGUUGGUGGCGAACUACCCGUGGGACGGGAACGACGACGGAAGCACGUCGUACAGCGCGGCGCCGGACGACGCGACUUUUAGAUAUCUCGCGUCAUCGUACGCUCAAGCGCAUCCCACGAUGAGUAAGAGCGCGGAGUUUGAGGGUGGAAUCACUAACGGCGCGGCGUGGUACCCGUUGUGGGGCGGGAUGCAAGAUUGGCACUACGUGCAGACGGGGACGUACAGCUUGACGGUGGAGGUGGACGACGAGAAAUGGCCGAGCGAGGACAAGCUCGGAGCGAUCGUCGACGAGCACGUGAACGCCAGCAUAGACUGCGUUGCCUCAAAUUGCCGAACUGGAGAACAUGGCCGU